AUGGCUGUUGCAAGGUUAUUUUAUGAUUCUUGCAUCCCAAUUAAUGUUAUUAAUUCAAUUUAUUUUCAACCUAUUGUGGAUGCUAUAACUGCAAUUGGUCUUGGGUAUAAAAUUUCAACUUAUCAUAAUUUGUGUGUAAAUUUAUUGAGAGAUGCUAGGAAAGAAAAGCAAUUACUUAUUGAUGGUUACAAGAAAACUUGGGACGAUGUUGAAUGUACUUUAAUGGCUGGUGGUUGGACAGAUAAUUCACAUAGGUCACUGAUUAAUUUUCUAGUAUACUGUCUUAAAGGAGUGUGUUUUGUGAAAUCAGUGGAUGCUUUAGAUGUUGUAAAGGAUGUUGCAACAUUGUUCAGCUUGUUUGAGGAAAUAGCUUUAUGGGUUGGACCAAACAAUAUUGUCCAUCUUGUCACUGACAAUAGAGCAAAUUAUAAAGCUACUGGAAGAAUGUUGUCUAAAAAAUAUAGCAGUAUUACUUGGUGUCCUUGUGCAGCACAUUGCAUCAAUUUGAUGUUAAAAGACAUAGCUGAGAUGAGUCAUAUAGUUAACCUUUCGAAACGUGCAUCUGAGGGUUGGACAGAAAUUAUACGCCCAAGUGCAACCAAUUUUGCCACAACUUUCAUUGCAUUGAGCAGCCUACAUCAACACAAACAUGACUUGCAAUCUACAGUGAAAGAUAAAACUUUUGUGGAGUCUCGAUAUGCAAAAACUAAUCAAGGCAAAGCCUUUAUUUCCAUAGUUGUAGAUAACCGGUUCUGGGAUGACAUUGAUAUAAUUUCCAAAGUUGUGAGUCCAUUGAUGCAUAUGCUCCAGAUUGUAGACUCAGAUGAGAGGCCUUCAAUAAGAUAUGUGUAUGAUGGCAUGUACAGACAAGGAUGGGGAUCAAAAAGCUAUUAA
Messenger RNA from Pistacia vera, 894 nucleotides. RefSeq lists its product as uncharacterized. The record is from RefSeq and is a predicted model, not a curated record. The coding region runs from base 1 to 894 and encodes 297 amino acids. The transcript has 2 exons. Lineage: Eukaryota; Viridiplantae; Streptophyta; Magnoliopsida; Sapindales; Anacardiaceae.